Symbiodinium necroappetens is the source of this 1170-nucleotide messenger RNA. The record is from the annotation of a GenBank genome assembly. NCBI's taxonomy places the organism in Eukaryota, Dinophyceae, Suessiales, Symbiodiniaceae.
AUGGAUGGCUUCAGCGACGCUGACUUUGAUGCCCUAUGGCGGUACUUCGAGCAGACAUGCGGUGUGUACUUAAAGAAGCACCGCCCGGUUGCAGCACUCUCCGAGGCCGACUUUGACCUUGCCAUGCGAAGCAUCGAGGAUGCGGCAGACAGGGUGGACGAGGCCUCAGCGGGCUCGGUGCAGAAGAAGGCCAAGGAGGCCGACCUGAUGAAAAAGGUUGAGAGCGUCCGCGAUGGACUCGAUCAAGCCGUCAGCGGGGACAAGCAGGCCCUGAGCCGCGUCUUCGCCGAUCGCGGCUGCGAGCGGAUCGGCCGACUGCGGCUAGUCGUGGACACGGUGCAGCUAGAGGUCUAUCACACCGAUCCGCGAUGGAAGCACUUGCUGAGCAAAUGCUCCACAAUCGAGGCGGUGCUGAAGGAGCUUGGGGCUUUUCGCCCCUGGAAGCCCUCGCAAGGCAGCGGCCACUCAGAGAGCUUGCUGAGGCGGGCCAUGGUCAAGGAAUUGCGCCACCGGCACGGCGAGGCCGACGAUCUUCCCGAGGAGGAGCCCCCGGCAACCGGAGGUUAUGCCGCAGCGAAGCAGGUGGAGGAGCCCGGGGCACCCUAUGUCACCCAGCCGCUGCCGGAACCGGAGCCUGCCAGCACAGGACUGCCGCAUGCUCCGCUCAUCCGCUCCGAGCAAGAAGAGUCGGAAGAGGAGCAGGAGCCCCUUUACGAAGAGGUGGCGGCCAGCAAGGUGCAUGCAGCGCAAGCCGCGCAAGCGAAAAAGUUCGAGGACGAAGAGGUGACAGACCCAAACAGCGUUCGGGCCUCCGCGCCGGACGAUUGCUACGAUGACGAGACAUCGAGGAGGCUUCGCUACACCCACCCGGACAGUGUGCUCGAGGGAUGGGUGUGGAAGCGCAGCCGCUUCCUCAAGCGCUGGCGGCGGCGAUGGUUGGUCCUGCUGCCAUCCGGAUUGAGGAGCUUCAAAUACCGGGGGCACAAAGAGCCCACAGAGAGCGUCCAGAACGGGAGCGUGAUGCGAGUUUACAGCGCUGACGGAGAGGUGCAGCAAGCGCGGUGUUUCUGCGUCGUCGUGCGCGAAAGGAACUACUACAUGGUCUGCGACGACGAGACUCAGAAGCGUGCCUGGAUGUUGGAGAUCGAGAAAGUCCUUUGUCACAGGUAA